UCUCACGUUUGCUGUCAGAGAGCGGCGUCACAUCCAAAGCCGCGACUGGCUAACAAAUAGACCCUGUGUGUUUGUAAUAUUCACGCCUUAUCUCUAUCAGCAGGAAGAGGACCAUUAGCUGAGUGGCUCUCGGCAGCACUUUUAAGCGGAAAGGAGUCCUGGGGCUCGGAUAUAUUAACGUUGAGCUAACCCGGGGAAAAGCGCGGACUGUUGCUAUCUCCUUGGUGUUGGACAACUUUAUUUUCUGACAUGUGUUGUACACAGUAGUUUAAUUGUCCGGGCUGUAAGCUACACAUUACGAAACCAAUGCUUUUAAAGGAGUGUUUCUCGCGUACUUUUAAAAGGGCUGUACGUUUCACUCGUGGUGCCGGCUGCUUUAGGCCCACAGCGCCAUGCCUCGGUCUCUAGUCGUGCUGUGAGUCCGCCAAACGUCACUUCGAUCCGGGGUCGCGUCGGCGGAGGCACCGCUGCACCAGUGUGUCCCGCAGUUUAAAAGGUCUGGGUUGGAGACAUGCACCCGCCAUCUAGAAAGGAUUUUGUAUCUGUAACCUUUGCAGAACAGGGAAGUGGCAGUUACAACAACAGCAAGCAGUGGCGGAGGCAGUCUUGCUGGAGGAAAUGGAAGCAGCUGUCCAGGUUGCAGCGGAGCCUCAUCCUCUUCACUCUGGUCCUCCUGUUGAUUUGUGGAAUUGCUUCCUAUCCUACUGUUACUGAACACCUCAGAGGCCUUACAGGUGGAGACCAGGAGACAGACAGGGGAGCUGACAGUGGCCUAAGGCCUGGCAUUCCUCAUGUGCUACCUGAGCCUGUGAAGCAAGAAGCACCACCACCGCCAGAAAUACCCUCCCAGAAGAGAUUACCCCACAAGCGAGGACCUCCUGUCCUGCAGAAUCGUCUGCAGAAGAAAGGAAAUGCUUCAGACACGCUGGUGGAAGACAAGGUACCUGAUGGCAAGAAAGAAGCAGAAGACGUCGGAGUCAUCAGCUGGCGGGGGGCAGUGAUAGAGGCUGAGCAAGGCACUGAAGACACCAAGGAUGAGGAGAACAAGGAUGACUUGCUUGCCAAACAAGGCACCAAAUCACCUGAGGAGUCGGAAGCAGGCCAGCUGGAAGCGGUACGGGAAGCUUUCAGACAUGCGUGGAAAGGAUAUAAAGACUUUGCCUGGGGCCAUGAUGAGCUUAGGCCCAUAUCCAAGUCCUACGGAGAGUGGUUUGGCUUGGGCUUGACGCUGAUUGAUGCCCUGGAUACCAUGUGGAUCCUAGGGUUGAAAUCAGAGUUUGAGGAAGCAAAGGCAUGGGUGGCCACAGAGCUCUCCUUCAACAAGAAUGUGGACGUCAAUUUGUUUGAAAGUACCAUCCGCAUCCUGGGAGGCCUGCUGAGCACUUACCAUCUUACUGGAGACACUCUGUUUCUGGACAAAGCUAAAGACAUUGGCUCCAGGUUGAUGCCAGCCUUCAAAACUCCGUCCAAGAUCCCCUUCUCUGAUGUGAACAUCGGGAAGGGGACCGCCCACCCCCCCCGCUGGACCUCAGACAGCACUGUGGCCGAGGUCACCAGCAUCCAGCUGGAGUUCAGAGAGCUCAGCCGCCUCACCGAGGACACACAGUAUCAGGCUGCUGUGGGCGAGGUGAUGACGCAGGUGCACAAGCUGGAGGGUAAGCUGGAUGGCCUGGUUCCCAUGUUCAUCAACACCAACAACGGGCAGUUCACCCAUCAGGGGAUCUACACACUGGGAGCCAGGGCCGACAGCUACUACGAAUACCUGCUGAAGCAGUGGAUCCAGGGAGGCAAGAAGGAGGACCAGUUCCUGGAGGACUAUGUUCAGGCGAUAGAGGGGGUGAAGAGGAAUCUCUUGCAGAAGUCCUCACCUAAUGGUCUCACCUUCGUUGGAGAGCUUUCCCAUGGACAGUUCAGCCCUAAAAUGGACCACCUUGUAUGUUUCCUCCCAGGGACACUGGCCCUCGGCGCCCACAACGGCCUUCCUGCCGAUCACAUGGAUCUUGCCAAGCAGCUGAUGGAGACCUGCUACCAGAUGUACGUCCAGAUGGAAACAGGCCUGAGCCCGGAAAUCGUCCACUUCAACAUGCACCAGGGCAGUACCCGAGACAUCGAUGUCAAGCUUGCAGACAGACACAACCUCCUGCGACCAGAGACUGUGGAAAGCCUCUUCUACCUGUACAGGUUCACCAAGGACAAGAAGUACCGAGACUGGGGCUGGGAGAUUCUUCAGAACUUCAACAAGUACACGAAGGUCUCCUCUGGUGGCUACACUUCCAUCAACAACGUGCGUGACCCAGACUACCCGAGCCCCAGAGACAAGAUGGAGAGUUUUUUCCUGGGAGAGACCCUGAAAUAUUUGUAUCUGCUUUUCUCUGAUGACACCAACCUCAUCAGCCUGGAUCAGUAUGUCUUCAACACUGAGGCCCAUCCCCUGCCUAUUUGGCCUGCCACUGAAUGAAAUGCAUACAUGUGUACACAUCGACACAUAUGGUAAAUAAGCCGAACUGCAUGAAUAAACACUCCCACACGCACAUCUCAGGGCUUGGCUAACACCAAGAUAUACCAUUAUAAUUCCUUUUUUAAAUCUAUCUCAGUGAAACGUUGGGUAAACAACGAUCCUGAACGCUAUCAUGACUGGAAAUGCCCCCCUUUUUUGGGCAAGAAUUGUUGUGCUAAUAGCCAUGGAGAACAGCAGAGCUGGGCUCAGACUGCAGUAUAACCUUGUGUAUUUAUUUGACUGAUCCGUCACAUGGACUCCUGAAGAGGACAGUUUAUGCUGGAGAAAGAAUGGCAAGUUUGUUGUCAGUCUCCUAAGCAGCCAGACGACAUCAGCAUUGAAGGAAAGCCUGACUGUGACUUGAAUCUACGCUGUCUUAAUUGCAUAUUGAGGAUAGGGGAGAUGCUCUGUAGGGUUUGACCGAUACAGGUUUUUCAAGGUAGGCACCGGUAUUUUUGGAUUAAUUUUAAGAUCUAUAUAUUUAUAUAUAUAUAUAGAUCUUAAAAUUUGACAAUUUCCAUGCCAAAAAAAUCACAAGUCUGUCGUGAUUUGCCCCAUUUUUGUCAGAGAACAAUCUGUCGAUAAUCUUGACACAGCAUAUAGAUGAUGGGACACUAAAACUGUCAGAACCAAGGAAACUAAUAGUGAAACUUUUAUGUGUACUUGUGCAAUUGCAUCAAAUUAUCACAUUACAAUCAAAUCCGUUUAAGGGCUUCUCACAGACAGCUAGUGAAGCAUAGAUAAACUGUACAAUAAAUAUCAAUCACAUUGCAUCAUAUCAGAUGCUGCAUCCAUGAAACACAUCCAUUUUUCUUUAAAUAAAAAGGCAGUUUUGGCCCACUAUAUCGGUCUAACCCUAGUGCUGGGUUUGACGGCACAGUGGUUACACAGAGACUGUAACCACAAAGCCACAGCUCUGAUGCCUGGCAACAGCCAUCCCCUGUCUGAAAUGUUGUCAAGCAAGACACUGAACUCUUAUUUGCUUCACCUACAGCCUGACCCCUCUGCUCAAAUGUUUGUAGAUUAGUGUGACUCUAGUGGGAUAUGCAAACAAAUGAAUUUCUCAUUACACUGUGGGUCAUACGGUCAAGUGAGAGCUCUGGCCACUACCCCUCAACAUGCCCACCUUCCUCUGCUUGGCAAUGGGAAACACUGAAGUGUCCUGAAACGUCCCAGGGCACAAGCACGUCCUUACGUCCCUGCAGUCUCAUGCUGUGUUCAUGUCAUGUGGGAGAGACUGUAGAUAAAAGCCUCCUGCACAAAAAUACCAGUCACCCCAGCUGUCAGGCAGGAAAUAUCAUUUGGAAAUGUGUGUUCACACUCCAAAGAACUUGGUUGAUGGACUGUGCUGACCAGUGGUGCACAGUGCCAGAGUCUCUGAUGGCAUCUAAGUAAUGGUCUGCAGCUACAAAGUUUUGAACAGGGAGGAGGGAAGGGCCACCAUUACUCACAGCCAAUCAGCAGCUAGUGGCUCAUUCAUAAUGACUGAAUGUCUUCAGAACCACUUGUUCUAUUCUAGAUUCUGUGUUUUUAGAUAACAGCUCAUGUAAAAUUGGCUAAAAAUGUAAUGAAAACACUUACCCUUCAAGUGACAAGCUGAUCAGAGGAAACUGAAGUGUGCACAACAUUACAGUGUUGACAGCUUCAAAUGAAUCUGGAGGCGUGAACACUAGCCAAUGUUUGCUUUUAAGUGGGAGCUCAUACAGUCAUUUCUCACUUAUGACAUGAAGGCAGCAUCAGCCUUCACUCGGGACUCAAAUGUCCACAAUCUCAUUCCAGUUUUUGUCGAGCAGCAUUUUUUUCACCACCUCUGUACUGUGAAGCUUUUGUUUAAAGGGAUAGUUCACAGCUGUUAUGUAAGACAGUAGUGGUGCUAUGUACCUCUUAUUGUUACUGAGUGCUGGCUGAAAAAAAAAUCUGCUAUUUUAUGGGCACACAUCAAACUCAGUCUUUGUUUAUUUGACAAGUUAAGUGGCAGGAGGCUAACAGUUAGCAUUUGGAGCAUCCAGCCAGUAUUCAGCACUCAGUAACAAUGAGAGGAAGAGAGCACCACUACUGUCCUACAUAACAGCUAGAGUGGGAAGUGAAAUAUCAUUUAUUUUUUCCCCCAAAAUAAGUGAACCAUCCCUUUAAAGCGGAUAUCAAGUGAGCACUUAGCAUCUGAGCUCUUUGUUUCUCUGUUUGUUCUUUUGGCUGAGCCGCUGCUGUUAUUUUUAUUGAAUGUUACAUUUUGUUCUUUUCUUGUAUGUAUUGUUUGGUUGGUAAGGUGGAGUGCAUUUGGAGAGCUUGGUAAGGUUAAGUAUAAAUUUAGCUUAAUAUAUUGAGUUGUAGUGUACAUAGAGUGGUAUAGUAAUUAUAGAUAUCCUGGUCGAGUGAAUUGUGGAUUAUUUUUUUUUGUUUUGGCAUCAUAAAUUGGAGUAGUGUUAGCCGCUCCAGAGUCAAUUGUGGUCAUUCCUGUAAAUACCAUUAGGUGACAGUAUAGCUCUAUUUAUAGUUGUUGCUUUUAUGAAUUUAUAUUGAGACCAAACUCCCCAUCUUGUGUAUUUUGUCAGAUGUGUGCUCUUUCCUGCUCUGUGUUGUCUCACAUGUGCCUUGAAUGUUGCUUCAGAAAACAUUCAACAAAUUGUUUACCCACUAUGUUAAUAUCCAUUUCUGUCCAUUCAAGCUAUUUUUGACAUGUCUGUGCAUUGCCAGUUUGCUAUUCAGAAACUUCUGUGGUCGCUGUGAUCGGCACAGAUAAUAUUUUUACAUAUUGGAAUGACUGAAAUGAGGAUUUUUCCAGUAUCCCUCAAAGCAAUCACUGGGUUUACAUAACAUUGAUUUCUACCUGUGUGUACAUAUGCUGCCUACAAGGGCUCGAUCUCUCCCUGUGAUCUUUGCCUGGAUAUUGUUCAGCAUAAUUUCUGAACCAAAGACCUAUGCUGAA
This is a messenger RNA of Myripristis murdjan (pinecone soldierfish), 5423 nucleotides long. It is a transcript of the gene man1b1b, whose product is annotated as mannosidase, alpha, class 1B, member 1b. The transcript is spliced from 14 exons. Gene Ontology annotation, cellular component: endoplasmic reticulum; membrane. Gene Ontology annotation, molecular function: calcium ion binding; mannosyl-oligosaccharide 1,2-alpha-mannosidase activity. Gene Ontology annotation, biological process: mannose trimming involved in glycoprotein ERAD pathway; carbohydrate metabolic process. Bases 512 to 2458 code for a protein of 648 amino acids. The record is from RefSeq and is a predicted model, not a curated record. NCBI's taxonomy places the organism in Eukaryota, Metazoa, Chordata, Actinopteri, Holocentriformes, Holocentridae.